AUGCAAUUGCCGGUUCUCAGCUGCACUUUCCUCACGCUGUCAGAGCGUGAGGAAAGUACUGCUGAGAACCGGCAGUUGUCAGAGCAGGGAUCGGCACCAAUCAUCAGGGCACUAAUGAUCAGUGCCCUGAUGAUCGGUGCCCAGCAGUGCCUCCCACCAGUUCCGCCCACCUAUGCCCAGCAGUGCACCCUCCUGUGUCCAGCAGUGCGCCCACCUGUGCCACCCAGCAGUGCCACCUACCUGUGCCCAGUACAGUGCUGCCAGUCAGUGCCCAGCGGUUGUGCCAGUCAGUGCCCAGCAGUUGCGCCAGUCAGUGCCCAGCAGUGAUGCCAGUCAGUGCCGCCUAUCCGUGA
Messenger RNA from Staurois parvus, 353 nucleotides. The record is from the annotation of a GenBank genome assembly. NCBI's taxonomy places the organism in Eukaryota, Metazoa, Chordata, Amphibia, Anura, Ranidae.